This is a messenger RNA of Zygotorulaspora mrakii, 1314 nucleotides long. RefSeq names its product translation termination factor eRF1 (gene SUP45). The coding region runs from base 1 to 1314 and encodes 437 amino acids. Gene Ontology annotation, molecular function: translation release factor activity, codon specific; sequence-specific mRNA binding. NCBI's taxonomy places the organism in Eukaryota, Fungi, Ascomycota, Saccharomycetes, Saccharomycetales, Saccharomycetaceae. Gene Ontology annotation, biological process: cytoplasmic translational termination. Gene Ontology annotation, cellular component: translation release factor complex; cytosol. The transcript has a single exon. The record is from RefSeq and is a predicted model, not a curated record.
AUGGAGACAGAGGCUGAAAAAAAUAUUGAGAUCUGGAAAGUCAAAAAGCUUAUUAAGUCUUUGCAAGAAGCCCGGGGUAAUGGUACGUCCAUGAUUUCUCUUGUUAUACCACCUAAGGGUCAAAUAUCUAUGAUUCAAAAGAUGCUAACGGAUGAAUAUGGUACAGCAUCUAACAUUAAAUCUAGAGUUAACCGUCUAUCCGUGCUUUCUGCCAUUACAUCUACACAACAAAAGUUGAAACUAUAUUCUAAAGUACCACCAAAUGGUUUAGUUCUUUACUGUGGUGAUAUGAUUACUGAUGAAGGAAAAGAAAAAAGAGUCACUUUCGAUAUCGAACCAUAUAAACCAAUCAAUACAUCGUUGUACUUGUGUGACAAUAAAUUUCACACAGAGGUCUUAUCAGAGCUUUUAGAAGCUGACGAAAAAUUCGGUUUCAUUGUCAUGGAUGGUCAAGGUACUCUGUUUGGUUUGCUAUCAGGUAAUACAAGAACUGUUCUGCACAAAUUUACUGUUGAUUUACCAAAAAAGCAUGGUAGAGGUGGUCAAUCUGCUGUUCGUUUUGCACGUCUGAGAGAAGAAAAGAGACAUAAUUAUGUUAGAAAAGUAUCCGAGGUUGCAGUACAAAAUUUCAUUACAGAUGACAAGAUCAACGUCAAGGGAUUAAUCUUGGCAGGUUCUGCUGACUUUAAAACCGAUUUGGCCAAAUCUGAAAUGUUCGAUCAAAGAUUGGCCUCAAAAGUUAUAAAAAUUGUUGAUAUCUCUUAUGGUGGUGAGAAUGGAUUUAACCAAGCCAUUGAGCUUUCUGCGGAAACUCUAUCAAAUGUUAAAUUUGUGCAAGAGAAGAAACUUUUGACAGAUUAUUUCGAUGAAAUCUCUCGUGACACAGGUAAAUUCUGUUACGGUAUUGAUGAUACGCUGAAGGCUUUAGAACUGGGUGCUGUGGAAAAAUUAAUUGUUUUCGAGAACUUAGAAACCAUUAGAUACGUAUGCAAGGAUUCUGAAAAUAAGGAAGUACUGAAGUUCGGGGAACCAAAUCAAGGUGAUAAAUCUUUUGCUAUUGAUAAAACCACUGGUCAAGAGAUGGAAACUGUAGAUGAACAACCAUUUGUCGAAUGGCUUGCUGAGAAUUAUAAGAAUUAUGGUGCCACUUUGGAAUUCAUCACAGAUAAAUCUUCUGAAGGUGCUCAGUUCGUUACAGGUUUUGGUGGUAUUGGUGCGAUCUUACGUUAUAAAGUCAAUUUUGAACAAUUAGCAGAUGAAUCAGAAGAUGAAUACUACGAUGAAAAUGAAGGUUCUGAUUACGAUUUCAUUUAA